This is a messenger RNA of Gavialis gangeticus (Gharial), 1214 nucleotides long. RefSeq names its product pygopus family PHD finger 2 (gene PYGO2). Gene Ontology annotation, biological process: spermatid nucleus differentiation; kidney development. The coding region runs from base 9 to 1124 and encodes 371 amino acids. The record is from RefSeq and is a predicted model, not a curated record. Lineage: Eukaryota; Metazoa; Chordata; Crocodylia; Gavialidae. The transcript is spliced from 2 exons.
GCCUGCAGAUGAAGAGCCCUGAGAAGAAGCGCCGUAAAUCCAACACCCAGGGCCCGGCCUACUCGCACCUGUCCGAGUUCGCGCCGCCGCCGACGCCUAUGGUGGACCACCUCGUGGCCUCCAACCCCUUCGAGGAUGACUUUGGGGCGCCGAAGGUGGGCGCUGCCUCAGCCCCGUUUCUGGGCAGCCCCGUGCCCUUCGCCAGCUUCCGCAUGCAGGGUGCCAUGGCCGCCCCGGUGCCGCCGGGCUACGGUGGGGGCCCGCAGCCCCUGCGUCGCCAGCCGCCCCCCUUCGCACCCGGCCAGAUGGGCCCAGCCUUCAGCCUGCCCCCCCAGGCCCCCGGCUAUGUGCAGCCCGGCGGUAUGAGCUUCCCCAGCCAGCCCUUCAGCCAGUCCCUCGGACAGAACUUCAGCCCCACGGCCGGGCAGCUCCUGCAGGGCCCUGUCGGGGGCUUCGGGCCCAUGAUCUCGCCCACCAUGGGGCAGCCACCGCGGGCGGACAUGGGGCCGGGGCCCGCGCUGAACCCCCCAGGUGGCCCCUCCAUGGCGCAGAGGUUCGGCCAGCCGGGCACCCUCUUCGGACAGUCGCCCAUGCAGCGGCCCAGCCAGACCCUGCCCAACCUUCCCCCUAACACCAGCCCCUUUCCUGGGGCCGACCCCGGCUUCCCGGCCGGCGCGGAGGAUGGAGCCAAGCCCCUCAACCCGCCCGCCAGCACCUUCAGUCAGGAGCAGCACUCGGGCUCACCAGCUGCAGUCAAUGGGGCCCAGCCCAGCUUCGCCCCUGGCAGCACCACCCGCAGCAGCAGCACCCCUGAGGCCAACAGCCUCCCACCGCCCAGCAAGGCGCCUGGCAGUUCAGGGCACCAGCCACCACCGGGCCUGGUGUACCCCUGUGGGGCCUGCCGCAACGAGGUCAACGACGACCAGGAUGCCAUCCUGUGUGAGGCCUCCUGCCAGAAGUGGUUCCAUCGCGAGUGCACGGGCAUGACAGAGAACGCCUAUGGGCUGCUCACCACUGAGGCCUCGGCUGUCUGGGCCUGUGAUUACUGCCUCAAGACCAAGGAGAUCCAGUCCGUCUACAUCCGCGAGGGCCUGGGGCAGCUGGUGGCCGCCAAUGACGGCUGAGCCAGGCGGGCCCGCUGCCCCCACCAGACUCGUUCCUCCCUGGGCCCUGUCCCCUGCCCUGUCACCCCCCUGCCCCAUGUCUGCCAGCAA